Molecule: messenger RNA, 1245 nt
Organism: Symbiodinium necroappetens
Lineage: Eukaryota; Dinophyceae; Suessiales; Symbiodiniaceae
Source: the annotation of a GenBank genome assembly
AUGCUGCAGAUGAUGGCCAGCGCGGCUUUGGUGCUUGGGGUUCUACUUUUGGGCGUUUUGUUGGUCCUACUGUGCAGCCGAUUCUUUCUUGCAUCCAUGGACAACCCUCAUGUGAUCGUGCUUGUUUUGGGCGACAUUGGGAGAAGUCCUCGCAUGCAGUAUCAUUCGCUUUCGUUAGCCAGACAUGGCUGUGAUGUAACCAUCAUUGGCUACCCGGGAGCUGAGCCCAUGGCCGAGUUAACGAACAGCCGGAUACGCAUUCGGCAUGUGAUGCCCUUGGAGAUUUCAUGGCUUCCCUUCACACUUCGGGCUGGAGUAAAGGUACUGUCAUUGCUUCUUCGCUUGCUGGCGCUGCUACUGCUUUCAACUCCGCGAGCCAAUGUUGUGUUAGUGCAAAAUCCGCCCGCCAUUCCGUCGUUGCUCCUGGCGCGCGUUGCCUCGACCUUGCAGGGAGCCUCCUUCAUCAUUGACUUCCACAACUUUGGCUAUUCGUUAUUGGCACUGAAGUUGGGAGCCCAACAUCCGCUUGUCAAGGCCCAUCGGAUCUACGAGCAGCUCUGCGGCCAGCUUGCAGAUGAUGCCUUCUGCGUUACAGCACAGAUGCAACGUUUCUUAAAGGAGCAGUGGAAUGCUGGGGGCCCAGCCUCGCUGGAGUUUGGAGGCUCGACCUCUUGGACUCCGGAUGAAGAUUUCGGGCAGCUCCUCGACGCGCUGCCGGCGUUCAACGAGAACCUGGUCCAGGCAAAUGCACGAGCUGUUGUGAUCGUGACCGGCAAAGGCGACUUGAGGCAGCAGUUCGAGGAGCGCUUGUGCGGAAUGGUGCCACAGUUGCAAGCAGUCCGGGUGGUGACGAUGUGGCUUAGCUUUGCAGAUUAUGCUCUGCUGCUGGGUAGCGCAGACCUGGGUCUCAGUUUGCACAGCUCCUCUUCAGGCAUUGACUUGCCCAUGAAGGUCGUGGACAUGUUUGGGGCCGGUCUGCCCGUGUGCGCACGGUCCUUUGCAGCGCUGCCUGAGCUUGUCCAGCAUGGCGAGAAUGGAUUGGUGUUCAGUAGCACGGAGGAGCUUGCGGUGAGUCUGGCGCAUGGGCUCGGGGUGAACGCAGCUGCAUCGACCGAUUUGCCUUCAUUGAAAUCUCCGGCAGGAAAGUCCAAGCUCAAUGCUUGGGAUGACCACUGGGAUGCGAUUGCCUGGCCUGUCUUCCAUGCUUAUGCGUUGCAUGCUGAGCAACGGCAGAGAGCAGGCUGA